Knipowitschia caucasica is the source of this 633-nucleotide messenger RNA. Lineage: Eukaryota; Metazoa; Chordata; Actinopteri; Gobiiformes; Gobiidae. The record is from the annotation of a GenBank genome assembly.
AUGUGUGACGUAAGCUCCACCCGGAUUGCUCUGGCUCCUCUCCUCAGAGCAGGAGCAGACUCAGCGGCUGUAGACUCUCCUCUCCUCCGCACCUCCACCUCCACCUCCACACGGACACACCGAGCUGAGGGGAAACCACUGUUUGCAUCUCCACGGUCCUCUCCUCCCUCUCCCUGCACCAUGUCCGCGCUUACAAAAACCCUGUCCGCGCUCACUGUGGCCUGGACGUGUUGGUGGUGCGUAACUGCGGAGGUGAGUCUCGGUGCCGCCUCCUCCACCUCCUCCAUCUCUUCCUCCUCCGCGCUCCGAAACUCCUCUUCCAGCGCCUCCACCCGCGCCCUGCAGCCGCCACACAACGCCACCGACUCCCGGCAGUCCACCCUCAUGCGCUCCCUGCCCAGCCUGAGGUCCGGGGUCUUCUUCUUGUGCGCAGUGACGGCCGCGCUGGUGCUGUGCCUGCUGCUCAAGGUGCUCAGGUCGGGACGGCGGAUCCGGAGGACGCGUAAAUAUGACAUCAUGAUGACCCCCGGGGAGCGCAUGGAGAUGGCCUCUCUAAACCAGGAAGACCCCCACCCUGCUCCGAACCAGGACGACCUCCAGGCAGCUCUGACCAGUGCAGGUGAACAGCUCUGA